Peniophora sp. CBMAI 1063 is the source of this 378-nucleotide messenger RNA. NCBI's taxonomy places the organism in Eukaryota, Fungi, Basidiomycota, Agaricomycetes, Russulales, Peniophoraceae. The record is from the annotation of a GenBank genome assembly.
AUGAACACCAACGAACUGGAGGCUAUGUCGAAAGCUCACAGCGAGCUGUCCCCCGCGAGCCAGUCCCUCGACUACGAAGCUGUCAUCUUCAAGCUUCCCGACGAACUCCUCUUAGAGGUCUUCUUGCUACUACGCGACGCGAUGUAUCCCUCGCUUCAUCCAUAUCCAGCUCUGCAUCAGCUUCCUUCGUGGGUCGCGGUCUCUUGCGUUUGUGCCCGUUUCCGGCGGGUCGCUCUUGGAUCGCCCGGAUUGCACACGUGUAUACCCAUGCGCGCGCUUCCUCGGAAGCUGACCAAGCAGGAGUUGACGCUCUCUCGCCCCCUUGAUCUGGAUAUCGAGACACUCGCCGCAUCCGCACUCUACGGCUUCAAGAAGUGA